Messenger RNA from Salvia miltiorrhiza (redroot sage), 1336 nucleotides. RefSeq names its product glycylpeptide N-tetradecanoyltransferase 1-like. Gene Ontology annotation, molecular function: glycylpeptide N-tetradecanoyltransferase activity. The transcript is spliced from 2 exons. The record is from RefSeq and is a predicted model, not a curated record. Gene Ontology annotation, biological process: N-terminal peptidyl-glycine N-myristoylation. Gene Ontology annotation, cellular component: cytoplasm. Bases 236 to 1336 code for a protein of 366 amino acids. Lineage: Eukaryota; Viridiplantae; Streptophyta; Magnoliopsida; Lamiales; Lamiaceae.
GUCAAAACUUUCACCUCGACGGUACGACCGUACGAGUAUCACGCUCACACUCCCUCCAUUCCAAAAUCCCCAAAUUGAAGAGAGAAGUCAUUCUACCGCCGCUGCCUUGCCGUGUAUCGUCCCCAGCCUACCUCUUCGCUGCCGCCGUGGUAAUCUCCACUCCGCCGUCUACACCCCGUUUCCGCCGCUGCAGUCCCCACUUCGCCGAUUCUGCUUGCCGUCACGUUUUUUGAGAAUGGCUGACAACGAUGCUUCAGCCAAAAACAUUCCCUCUAACAAGAAUAAUGCACCUUCGGUGAAUGAAAUUGAAACGUCCAUUGAUUCAUUGGCAAGAAAGGUUCAAGAGUCCUUCUCACUUAAAAAGAGGCAUAAAUUUUGGGAGACCCAACCAGUUUGCCAGUUUAAGGAUCUUGGAGAUACGCGCUUGCCUGAAGGCCCGAUUGAGCAACCAACACCGCUGUCUGAAGUCAAGCAAGAGCCAUAUAAUCUUCCACCUCCCUAUGAAUUGGUUACAUGCGAUCUGGACUCAGAGGAGGUGUGUAGUGAGGUGUAUACUUUAUUGACCAAUAACUACAUUGAUUACAAUGACAACAUGUUCAGAUUCAACUACUCGAAAGAGUUUCUUCGAUGGGCACUUCGCCCUCCUGGUUAUUUCCGGAGCUGGCACAUCGGGUUAAGGGUGAAGACUUCAAAGAAACUGGUUGCGUUCAUUACUGGGAUCCCUGCAAAAAUUCGUGUCCGUGAUGCUGUGGUGCUGCUUGCAGAGGUAAAUUUUCUGUGUGUUCACAAGAAGCUCCAAUCAAGGAGUCUUGCUCCUGUCAUGAUUAAGGAGCUUAGUCGGAGGGUUCGUUUGGAGAAUGUAUGGCAGGCAGCUUAUACUGCUGCCGCUGUUCUUCCUACACCAAUAACAACUUUUAUGUUCUGGCACAGGUCGUUGAAUCCGAAGAAGCUUAUUGAUGUUGGAUUUUGUAGACUUGGUGCAUGGACCAUGAGCGAAUUCAUCAAUUUUUACAAGCUACCAGAGCAAACCACGACUCCUGGCUUCAGAAAGAUGGAACCACACGACGUGCCUGCAGUUACUCGUUUGCUUAGGAAUUACUUGAAGCAGUUCGUUGUGGCGCCAGAUUUUGACAAGAAUGAUGUCGAGCACUGGCUGCUGCCCAAGGAAGAUGUCAUUGAUGCCUAUCUGGUUGAAAGUCCUGAAAGCCAUGAAAUAACUGAUUUAUGCAGUUUUUACACGAUCUCCUGCUCAAUACAUGGCAGCCAGAACCACUCAAUUCUGAAGGGUGCCUACUCUUAUCACUAUGCCUUCCACAACAACUCCGUAAUUUCAUAG